ACGGCAUUUAGUUCGUAGUUUCGUGCACCGUUUACUUGACCGUGCAAAAGAGAAUAUUUUACAUGAGAUCAAAAUAUCAUGGCUCCUAUUUCCCUAAAAAAGGGCUUGAUAGAUGUCCUUGCAGGUGAACUUAUAAGACACAUCUUUGACGUAGAUAAACGAGAUGAAAACUUCAAGAUUGCACUGGAAUAUGUUAUGUCCAAUUUUAGAUUUCAUCGAUUUCUUGAUGUUAACCCUCUUGAUGUAUCAAGAUCAAUUGCUGGCCUCUGUUCAAAGUUUCGUGUCAAUUCACAGGACAAGAAAGCAACCCAUCUGGAGGAAUUAGUUGAUUUGUUUGUUAAUCAGCCACUUUUGGAAACAAAUAAGGAAGAAAAAGAGACACAGACUGAUGCACAUUAUUCACUGUUGGACUUUUUAUUGAGCCUAUCCAACAAUCCUCUUAACAGCAAAUUUGUCGCUCCAGAAGAAAAACGAAAGCAAAAUGCUACGGAUACUUUUGACUGGAAAACAUAUUUGUUAGAAGGAGAGGAAGAACUAAGUAUUGGUGCUGCAAUCAACGAGGAUGUAGAGAAGGAGCUUUAUAAUAGUGAUGAAGAAUUAUGGGCUUUUUCAGAAGAGGAAGUUAUUGAAGAAAUUGAAGAAGAUGAACACAUGUAUGCAGAAAUAGUAGAGCUGCAAAAAAAGUACAAAAGAGAAAAAAUUUGCGAUGUUAGCAAGGAAUUGGCAUGGUUAAACGAACACGUGGUGCCAUCAUAUUGGGUAAAGAAUGAAAGUUCGGAAUUUAAAAUUACUAAAUAUCGAUACAGCGUUAGUAACAGUAGAAUGUGUGAAAACUGGGAAAUAUUUAAAAGAGAAGAAGCCGAAAACAGGCAGGGACCUGGUUACCAACAGCUGAUAGAAAAACAACUUGUUAAAGAAACUCUGUGGAUGCUCCAGGGUGUAGAAAGUUUAUAUGUUUAUGUAUUUAAAGAUGGUUGCUACACUGUGAAUGAAAAUAUUGUUGUUAGCCAUUUAACCAAGGAAUCGUUAUCAAGCUACCUCCAUACUUUUACUUCUAUUGGCAACAAAGUCGUUGAGUUAAAGAAGUUUUCUUUCAACGUAACUCAGAAUGAAAAUGAGAUGUCUAAAACAUUUCGUGCUUUUGGAUAUGUGCUGGGCCGAUAUCUAUCGGAAAGAAAAGCUGAAAUGGCAAAACUUGAACAGUCGUUAAUUGAGCAAGAUGAGAUUAUUACAUUAGUUGUGUUAAAAGACAAAUUGUUGGAGGAUUCAGCUAAGGUGAACUGUGUUUAUCAGUUGUACACUGAUGCUGUAUUGAAAGGUCAUGUAUUGUAUUCAACUGUUACUGAAAGAGUUGUAUAUUUUCUGGACAUUUUUUUCGAUAUGUUAUGUGCUUACGAUUCACUUGGAGAUGCUGGUCUUGAUAAAGUGUUGAUUAUCCUUCCCAUGUUUUUGGACGUUUGCCAACCGUAUCUGUACGAUUUGGAACAGUGGAUGAUCAUGGGAAGACUGCCGAAUAGUAGUGAUGAAGAGUUUAUGAUAUACAGAGCUCAAGUUAUUGAACAAGGUGAAGCAAAUUACUGGGAAAACACAUACCGAAUAAAAGAAACAAUUGACAAAGUGGCUUUGCUUCCAAAGUUUAUCAAAGACGUUCAGAAACAGGUGUUGCUAGCUGGAAAAUCACUUGGUUUGUUAGAAGAAUUUGGAAAGUUUGCUACAAGCGUUCUAUCCAUCAAAUCACUGCAUGUUGAAUUUAAAGACAACCUCAAAAAAAUUUUGCAAGAAUCAAAUAACAGAUUUCUCAAAGGAAAAGAUUUCACCGUAACUGAGGAUGUUGUUGAUUUUGGAAAUGUUUUGAUUGAAGACCCCACAAUGGAUCCUCUUAUUCGAGAAAAUUUCAACAUGAUGUUUUUAAACAACUACAGGAAAUUAAAGAAACAAAAUGACAUCAUAAAAAAUGAUUCUCAAAGCGAGUAUGCUGCUUGGUUGCAACUGCUCAAAGAUGGAUCGUGUCGUCCUCCAAUCAAGUUAUUAAUUGAGCAAAGUUUAUUUCCUGCUAUUUUCAACAGAUAUGAUAAGGCAUGCGCAGUAUUGUUGGAACUAUUCAAAAAAGAAUGGGACUUAUUCAAACAUUUGGAAGUGAUGGAGAACUUCUUCUUGAUGGAGGCUGGUGGGACAAUGCAUACAUUUUAUUCAGAAAUAUUUCAAAAGGGCAAAAGAAAAGAAUUUUGGCAAGACAUGCCAUACUUGAAUAUCGUAAUGCAAGAUUCUCUUCAAAUAAAUUAUCCGCAUCUAAUGGGAAGUUUGACUGUUACCAUAGAAACGCCGGAUUAUAAUAACAAUGCCAAUCUAUUUGACUGCAUCUCGUUGCAUUAUAAGGCUCCCUGGCCAGUCACAAUAAUACUCGACAAUGAAACUGAACAGAAGUACAACCAGAUUUUUAAAUUCCUCAUGAAAAUUAAACGAGCUAUAUGGGCGUUAGAACAGUUGCGUUUCCAUGAUCUGACGUCAUCUGUGCCUCUCAACGAAUCGUCUGACUUGAAUUCGUCGAGUGAUGAAGACGAGCCAAUCAGAAGAGCGAAAAAGAAUGAUCAGUUGUUGUCUGCGAACCAACAAAAACUAAAAAAUCGAAUGUUGAUCCUUCGAAUGAAAAUGAUGCAUGUGAUUCGAAAUUUCCAUUUUUACUUGAUGACAAGGAUUCAAAAUGCUACUUGUGCAGAAUUUAAAUCAAAGGUUAUCGAGGCCAAGGAUUUGGACGAGAUAAUGGAACUUCAUCGGAAAUUUCUUCACAAUUUGAAGCAAAGAUGUUUUCUCCAUGAAAAAAUUGGUCGCUCCAGGGAAGCCAUCUUCAGAGUUCUAUCACUUGUGUUUGAUUUCGAGUUGCUAUGGUUAUCGAGUGUACACCGUAUAGAUAUGAGCAGAAUCAACACGAUUGAGAAAGACUUUAACCGUUGCACAUCAUUUCUGCACUCAUUCUUUAGCAGUCUGGCUAAGCGAGGCUCGUAUCCGCAUUUUGAAUUUCUUGCGCAGUCUUUAAAAACGGAAUCGCAAGGCCAUCAAGCAUUGUUUAGAAGAUGAAGAAGAACAAAUAUGACGCAUAAUUGGAGUAGAUUAUAUGCCGUAUUAGUUGGUCAAAACACUAAGUUAAAAGCAAUCAAAAAUUCUAAUAAGGUUGGAAUUUGUUGAAUCUCAGUGGAUGUACGGAAGUAAGAAGAAAAGCAAGAUUUUGCUAGACAAUUUUGUAAUGAAAAUGUAUCAAUGUAGAUGCUCUUGUAACAUAUCUUAAAUUUAUUUAUUAUAAAAUAAUCUAUCAGGGA
Molecule: messenger RNA, 3314 nt
Organism: Hydractinia symbiolongicarpus
Lineage: Eukaryota; Metazoa; Cnidaria; Hydrozoa; Anthoathecata; Hydractiniidae
Product: gamma-tubulin complex component 5-like
Exons: 35
Coding region: 79-3075 (998 amino acids)
Biological process (GO): cytoplasmic microtubule organization; microtubule nucleation; meiotic cell cycle
Cellular component (GO): equatorial microtubule organizing center; spindle pole; centrosome
Molecular function (GO): microtubule minus-end binding; gamma-tubulin binding
Source: RefSeq, a predicted model, not a curated record